AUGAAGUCGACUAGGUCAGCGUCGAGGCCUCAAUCCUCAAGAAGGGGCCUCAGAGAGCCAAAAACAGAACAUGCCACCUCGCCAAGCUAUGCGUUGACUCCUCCUUCGACGCACCGAAGCCAAUCUCCUUAUCCAACUCCGGAACAGGCCCCUCAGUCUCUUGGCCUCCCUUCUCCGCAAACAUGGCCAAUGGACUACCGGACUCCGCCUUCCGAGACGCGUAAACGACGGAUCGAGGAGCCCAAUGACUCUUUGAAGACAGAGACGGAGUGUGUUGGUGAGGACUCACACUCUUGUAAGGAAUCUGUUUUUCUGAGCGUGAGGACCGCCAGCAUCGCCAAUGACUUUUCCCAGCCGGGCGAGCCUCCUCGUCUACCGUCGACCCCAACUCUGAGUGUGAUCUCGGAUGCAGGAUAUCAGCAGCAAAAAGACCUAAAGGUCAAUCAAGAGCAGGAAAGUCCCUCAAAGUAUGCGGAGGACAUUAUCAUCACCCCUUCGACGCCCACUAGUCCACCGCCAGGCCGAACCAGUCCACAUCAAGAAUUAUCUCACACCCAGGUUAAGCUCCAAGUCCAGCUUAUGAGGUCAUCUCAAAAGAUCAAGAAUCCUAUGCAUGUGGGGCACCAAGGUGACUUCCUGCCGAAAACAAAGCUGGACGAGCUUAUCAAUGAACCAUCGGUAUUCCGCGAGUUGGCUGCCCGAUCACCCAGCGAGAGUCCUAGUGAGCUAAAGAGCGAUGCAGAGGCCGUAUGCGCUGAAGAAAAGGUGAUCCUUGGCAAUGGCAAAGUCAAGACCCGAUCCUUUCGCCAGAUUUUUUCCAUCUUGGUCUUGAUCGGCGAGUCUAGAAGCAUUCGACUAUUCAUGAAGGAGGCCGUCAGCGACCUUGACCUGCCGCUGAUAGAGCAUUCCGACGACGUCGACCCUAACUAUAACAAGUUGUUUCGGGGUGACUGGGAUGGCAAUACCCAAAAAGAGCCACUGCAGUGCACUCAAGACUGGGAACCAGGGAAGAGGAGGCAGUUUUGCGACUGUCAGUGGAGGGUUCUGGCCCCUUUCUUCUCUCUUGGGGUCUACAAUCACGUCAUGCACUACAGCCUAAAGGACCAGCAUCUUCUGCCUUUUAUCGGCGGAAAGCAGGUUCACAGCCCAGGGUCGAUGAGGAGCCAGUCUACCGAGAUUGUCAGCGGGUUCUCGCAAGUCUUCCGAGUUUGGAUUCACCCCAAUCAUCACGGUUUCCACAAAUGCGGCCCAGACGCCCAGCGCGGCUUCGCAAUCAAGCUACUGCAAAAUAUGGACGAACACGUUUUCAGGAAGGAGGUCAACAUGCUCAAGAAAUUCAGUGGUGAGGGGUCCCAUCCCCAUGUCGUCUCUGUCCUUGCGACCUACGAGCAAUCGGGCAGAUAUCACUUGAUAUUUCACUGGGCCGAUGGAGACUUACUCCGUUACUGGAGAAAGAUAUGUCCAAACCCCACCUUCAACUAUGGCACGGUGCUCUGGGUGGCCAAGCAGCUCUCGGGCUUGGCUUGUGGCCUGUCCCGCUUCCAUAGGCACUACACAAACGACGACCAUGAUGCCAGCAACCGAAUGGAGGAUGGGGAUCACGAUGGAAAAGAGCGACCCCAGAAGCGCACUCGAUUGAACGACACACAUCCUCCUCCCGUGCAAGUUGCUAGAAGCUCUGAGUCAAGUCCCAAAAACAAGAAGGAGCAGUUUGGCCGUCAUGGGGACCUCAAACCACAAAACAUCCUCUUUUUCCCAUCUUCAGAGGACAAGCGAGGAAUUCUCAAAAUCUCUGAUCUGAGCCAGGCGGAACUUCAUUCGGCGUGCAGUAAGACACGCCGGAACACCAAGGACAUCUACACGCUGACCUACCGCCCUCCAGAGACUGAUGUCGAGCCCCUAGUCAUCCGCCAGUCUGGGGAUAUAUGGUCCUUGGGCUGUAUCUUUCUCGAGUUCGUGUCGUGGAUGCUGGGCGGCAUGGUGCUGGUGGAGGAGUUUCAGAAGCGACGCAUGUCUUGGGACGAGAGACUGCAAAUGGAUUCUGACACAUUCUACGAACGCGAGAAAGUUGAGCCCCUUCAACAUGUUGGCGCAAGAUUGAAGGGCUCUGUGACCGAGCACAUCAAACUAUUGCGUUCGCUCCCGAAUUGCACCGACUACUUCAAAGACGUUCUCGAUCUGAUCAGUGAAGGUAUGCUUGUUAUUGACGACUCCUCUUACAGCCGAAGAGAUGAAUGUGGAAAGAUACGCAGUCGUCUCCAAGAGGCCUAUAAGAAGUGUCAACAUCAGAGGUUAUACGCCGUCGGGGCUCAAAGAGUGAUGGAUAUCGGAUAG
This is a messenger RNA of Fusarium falciforme, 2334 nucleotides long. Its product is annotated as Protein kinase domain-containing protein. Gene Ontology annotation, biological process: peptidyl-threonine phosphorylation; peptidyl-serine phosphorylation. Bases 1 to 2334 code for a protein of 777 amino acids. The record is from RefSeq and is a predicted model, not a curated record. The transcript is spliced from 3 exons. Gene Ontology annotation, molecular function: protein serine/threonine kinase activity; ATP binding. NCBI's taxonomy places the organism in Eukaryota, Fungi, Ascomycota, Sordariomycetes, Hypocreales, Nectriaceae.